AUGUCAGGCUAUGCGGUAGCGACGCGCCGCUAUGGGGAAGCGACGGCAUAUGAGCGGUCAUCGACAUAUCUGCGAAAUGUGAGAGCGAAGACUUGGGUGUUUGCUGUCGUGUUGAUUUUACUAGUGGGCAGUACGGUGGUAUUCAGGCAUGAGAAACCCCCAGAGGAAGAGAACAAGCCGAAUGAGCCGGCGCCACCAUCUUUGAAGACGAGACCAUGGAAGGAGUUCAACAAGUUGCAAGGCUUCUAUCAGGGCAUUGGAAAUCUGGUUGGCGCGAAUGACUUCGUGCCUGAAAAUCCUUUUAUCGGUAGUGCAACAAGCGAUAGCAAAGACAACAACGCACCCGAAGACAAGCGUGAACGUGGUCUGCCACUUGAGCUGCGUCCAUACCGCCCUCAGCUGAAGGAAGAUCCUGCUGCAGCAAAGGAAGCAGGCGUCCCACAACACGCCGCAAAUCCUCUGUAUGGCUCUUACAAGGCAAUCGGUCUACGGGAUGACAUCUGCUUCGAACGCUACGGCCGAUAUGCGCACUAUGGUCUCGGCUACGAGACGUCUCAUGGCGGUACCGGGUUAGGCAUGCACGGCGACCGUAAUCAAACGCAAGCGAUCUGGGCAACUGGCUCGGGAUACAUUGACUGGCGCGAGGUGGACCUCGGUGUAGCUCAGCAACGCUGCGUAGAACGGAACCAGGAGCGGUUCGCACCGUCCACAGGAGAACAGCAAGACCGCCACGUCGGCUCACUAGUUGAUCUCCCCGACGAGCAGCCUUCCUCACCAACGACGAAUCCGUCCCAUAUCCCUCGCACCGCCCUUGUCCUCCGCGCCUGGGCUGGGAUGGAAUACACUCCCGCCCUCCGCCUCUACCUCCGCUCCCUCGUCACCGAGCUCUCCCUCUACAGCUCCGGCGAGUACGACGUGCACCUCCUCAUCGAAGUCAAAGAUACGAAGAACUACCCGAUCUUCACCUCCCGCGAAGCCUACGAUGCUGCCCUUGCAGAAUUCGUGCCUCAAGAGUUCCGCUCCAUGGCGACGCUGUGGAGUCAGGAUCUGAUGCGUUUGGUGUAUCCGGGACCGUUUGAGCCGCAUUUCGCGGAGCAUGGGAGCAUGUAUCCGGCGAUGAGGAGUAUGCAUUUCGCGCUGCAGUGGUUUAUGGUGCAGAGACGGGAGUAUGAGUACUUUUGGAAUUGGGAGAUGGAUAUUAGGUACGUGGGGCAUUGGUAUGAGUUGCUGGAGGGCGUGGUGGAGUUCGCACGGAAGCAACGGAGUGGCGGUGGUGGACGCAACCGAUUGCUGUGGGACAGGAGUGCAAGAUUUUACGUGCCGGCGCUGUGGGAAGAUGAUUACGGGAAGAUGGUUGAGGAUGCGGACAGGCGGUCGCCUGACGCUGAUGGGACGGCAGGCCACAGCGAUGAUCAGGAAGCGGACUACAUAUCCUUGAAUCCGAUCUUUGACCCGGAAGGCACACUCUGGAACAGACGUAACGACGUCUCAGGCUGGUCAACGGAUCAGCCGAUCCCGGAACGGCGGAGCUCCAUCGUCGUCGCCGCCCGCUUCUCCCGCCGGUUACUGCUCAUCAUGCACAACGAGACUUGGGUCCAGCGCCACAGCAUGGGCUCUGAAAUGUUUCCGGUGUCGGUCGCGCUGCAUCAUGGCUUGAAAGCUGUCUUUGCGCCGCAUCCGGUGUAUAUGGAACGGGACUGGCCGGCUGAGUUUACGGAAGGUGUGUUGAAUGGUGGAGGACCGGGAAAGUGGUCGGGUGGGUUUGAGGACAGUGUGUUUGGGGAGGGCCCACAUGGGUUCGAGGAUGGAUUGAAGGAGAGUAGCUACUACUACGAUAGCUUCUGGGCAGGCUUGCUGUGGAGGAGGUGGCUGGGGUAUAAAGAGAGGGAGAUGGAGAGUUGGGAGGCGGAGAAGGGGGAGGGCGUAGGUGGUGAGGAUGCCGAGUGGGGCGCUUGGGGAGGAAGGAUGUGUUUGAGGAGUAUGCUGUUUCAUCCGGUCAAGCAUGAUGUUGGGGAGGUACGAUAA
Messenger RNA from Cyphellophora attinorum, 2025 nucleotides. RefSeq lists its product as uncharacterized. Lineage: Eukaryota; Fungi; Ascomycota; Eurotiomycetes; Chaetothyriales; Cyphellophoraceae. Bases 1 to 2025 code for a protein of 674 amino acids. The transcript has 2 exons. The record is from RefSeq and is a predicted model, not a curated record.